GUCGGGCCUAAAGAGCAACUGAAACGCCUAAAAAUACCGGUGAUCGCCGACCUGCCCGUAGGACAGAACCUCCAGGACCACAUAUACCCGGGAGGCCUGCACUUUGUGGUCGAGCAGGACUCCAUCAAAGAUCACUUAUUCGCCGCCAAAGACCUGUCUUAUAUGCAGCGCAAGAUCCAGAAGCCCAUCAAUUUUGUGCGCUAUUUCUCGGACGGCACGGGACCCCUGGCCAGCACCGGUGGGCUGGAAGGGCUGGGUUUCAUCAAAACCAAAUACGCCAACAAAACCCACGAUUUGCCCGAUUUUGAGAUUCAUUUGGUGUGCGCCUGUCUCUCGUCAGACGACGGCAGGAUUUUUCGCCAUAACGUCGGCAUUACGGAUGAGAUCUGGGAAAAGGUGUACUUCCCGUACGUGAAUAACGACUGUUUCUCACUGUUCCCGGUCCUGUUGAGGCCCAAGAGUGUGGGCUAUAUUAAGCUGCGAAGUGCCAGUCCUUACGACCCACCGAUCAUUGAGCCCCGGUAUCUGACGCACCCGCACGACAUUAAGACGAUGGUGGAGGCCAUGAAGAUCACCAUCAAAUUGGGUCACUCGCCACCCUUGAGGAGGUUGGGCUCCCGGCUCAUUGAUAAAGUAGUGCCAGGCUGCGAGGGCUACAAACUAUAUUCGGACAAAUACUUGGCGUGUUUGGCCCGGACACUGACCCACACCAUAUACCACCCGAUCGGGACGUGCAAAAUGGGCCCUGCUCACGACCCCACCUCAGUCGUCGACCCGGAGCUACGGGUUUUAGGCGGUGUUAAGGGCCUACGAGUGGCCGACGCAUCCAUAUUCCCGAACAUCAUCGGCGGCAACACAAACGCACCCAUUAUUAUGGUGGCCGAGCGGUUGGCCGACAUGAUCAAGGGCAUUCAAUUGCCACCAAAGAAGAAAAAAAAA
This is a messenger RNA of Oppiella nova, 939 nucleotides long. The record is from the annotation of a GenBank genome assembly. NCBI's taxonomy places the organism in Eukaryota, Metazoa, Arthropoda, Arachnida, Sarcoptiformes, Oppiidae.